Pseudocercospora fijiensis CIRAD86 is the source of this 1236-nucleotide messenger RNA. Its product is annotated as glycosyltransferase family 32 protein. Gene Ontology annotation, cellular component: mannan polymerase complex. Gene Ontology annotation, biological process: protein N-linked glycosylation. The record is from RefSeq and is a predicted model, not a curated record. The coding region runs from base 1 to 1236 and encodes 411 amino acids. The transcript is spliced from 2 exons. Gene Ontology annotation, molecular function: alpha-1,6-mannosyltransferase activity. Lineage: Eukaryota; Fungi; Ascomycota; Dothideomycetes; Mycosphaerellales; Mycosphaerellaceae.
AUGCCAAAGCAAAUACAACGCAUAAUACCAGGACUGAUAGCGAUAUGCUUGUUCCUCGUCUUUAUCUCGGGCACAGCCAAAAAAGCGGUCCCUGGGCUGUUCGAGAACAGACCGAAGCACUUCCCGCGGAAGAUCUGGCAAACGUGGAAAGUCGACCCUCUCAAGUUCGAAGAGCGAGACCACAACGUCGCUCAAUCAUGGAUUGCGAAGAACCCAGACUACAGAUAUGAGGUUCUCACCGAUCAGAACGACAUGGCCUAUGUCGAGACCCAUUUCGGACCAGACGGCCUCAACCGACCAGAUAUCGUCUACGUGUAUCGCGAACUUACAGCACGUAUUGUCAAGGCCGAUCUCCUGCGCUACAUGAUCAUGUACAUCGAAGGCGGUGUGUACACCGACAUUGAUGUGGAGGCUUUGCGCGGCAUCAACCAAUUCAUCCCACCCCGUUGGAAAGAGAAGGACGUCGACAUGGUUGUUGGCGUCGAGAUCGAUCAACCAGAAUUCGCAAUGCACCCAGUACUCGGCACGAAAUGCAAGUCAUUCUGCCAAUGGACAUUCAUGUGCAAGCCGCGACUGCCGGUCAUGAUGAAGCUUGUGGAGAACAUCAUCGUGUGGCUUCGCGGCGUUGCAAUGCAGCAAGGUGUGCCAAUCUCGCAAGUCAAGCUCGACUUCGACCAGGUUAUCAGCGGCACCGGACCAUCCGCCUUCACGAACGCGAUUCUCGAAGACAUCAAGAUGCGAACAGGUCGUGAAGUCACGUGGGAUGAGUUCCACGACCUGAGCGAGUCCGUCCUCGUUGGAGGCGUAUUGGUUUUGACUGUGGAAGCUUUUGCUGCUGGCCAAGGACACUCGGAUUCUGGAACGCACGACACGAAGCAGGCACUCGUCAAGCACCACUACCACGCCUCCGGCUGGCCAACUACCCAUCCACGUUUCAACCACCCAAUCUUCGGCGAAGUCGAGAAGUGCAACUGGAACGCCGAAUGCGUACGCAAAUGGGACGAGGACACGGCGGCAUUUGAGAAACUCAGCCCAGAAGAGAAGAUUCGACAGGUCGCGCUCAAAGAGGCGGAAGACAAGCGGAAAGCGGAAGAAGAAGAGAAGAAUAAGGCUGAAGACGAGGACCGAAAAGCCAAGGGCCUUCCACCACUUGAUCCCGAGACGAGACGGCCGAUUGGAGAGGCAGAAGCUGUGAAAGCGAAAGAGAAGGCGAACCCAGAGUUGCGUCCACGAUGA